Amphiprion ocellaris (clown anemonefish) is the source of this 2941-nucleotide messenger RNA. RefSeq names its product ubiquitin associated protein 1 (gene ubap1). The record is from RefSeq and is a predicted model, not a curated record. Gene Ontology annotation, biological process: ubiquitin-dependent protein catabolic process via the multivesicular body sorting pathway. The transcript has 7 exons. Gene Ontology annotation, molecular function: ubiquitin binding. Bases 170 to 1573 code for a protein of 467 amino acids. Gene Ontology annotation, cellular component: ESCRT I complex. Lineage: Eukaryota; Metazoa; Chordata; Actinopteri; Pomacentridae.
CCAGUGGCAGGGAGCUUGACAAAUCAAGAUGGCGACCUACGCUGAAGCAGGAAAGAGGUUUCAGUAUAAAUAAAACUCACAAGGAGAACAGUUUAAAUUGGAGUGCCACCGCGAUAAGACGUCGUUUGAAUUUUGAAAGGACAAGACAGAGCUGAUACUGUGACUCUAAAUGGCUGCGAGGAAGUCUGGAACAGAUGCAUACAACAAUGGACCCAUCAGCUACCUUGAUGAUGUUCCUUUCAAAAUAAAUGAUAAAUUCCGCUGUCCAGCCAAAGUCGGGCUGCCUGUUGGUUUCUGUCUGCCAGACUGUGGCUCUUUACUUUUGGACACACAGUAUGACUUUACUCUGGAGAGACGCAGUGUGCGCUGGGGGCUAGAACUAGCCGAGGCCAGAGCAGCAGAGGCCAGAGCAGAGGAGGCAGCAGCCCAGCAGGAGGCAGAGAGCAGGGAGUGUUUGAGCCAGGCCCAGGACGCUGAUGGCAGUGGAGAGAGAAAGCACCUUUCUGCUGCAGAGGACCAGGACCUUCCACCACCAGCAUUGAACCCUGUUCUGGCAGGGCUGAGCCAUAAUGCAAUUCUCACCCCACUGCCCGCCCCAAGCCUUGGCCCCAGGAAAACCCAGCCUAGCACUCCUCAGCCGCACAGUCUCAAUCUAGCUGAUUUUGAGCGGGAAGAAGACCCCUUUGACAAGCUGGAACUCAAAACUUUGGAUGAUAAAGAAGAGCUAAGGAGCAUCCUUCAGAGCCAGCCCCAACCGCAGCCUCAACCUCAGCCUCCUCCUUCUGUGUCCCCACCAGAGGUCUCUCAGUCAGGGUCAGCAUCACGAGGAAACAGUCCAUCACCACCCAGCACCAACACCAGCCUCUCAGCCAAACCAGGCUUUACCCACAAACCCAAUGGGUUGGUUAACUUGCUGGACAUGGACAGAGUUGGGCAUCCUGGAAGAGCAGGGUUUGAUACGGACGAUCGACCCUGCAAUAUUCGCUCUCUGACUUUUCCCAAGCUCUCCGAUUCUGGUGACCCAGAACCAGUUAGGUACAGUCCACUCCCUGCGCCCAUUCCUGCUCCCCGACAAAGCCUGCCUAAUGGCAGCCCACCAACCCUACCCAGGACUCAAGUUAUUGUUACGCCUGAGCCGCCCUGCCACACCAAGAGUGGCACACCAAAGCCAACCAACCCAGGGUCAGGUUCUGCUGGUCUGCCGUGUGGUGGAGCCCUUCUCAGCAUGAAUCCUGGUGAACGCCAGUGUGUGGAAACGCUUGUGGGCAUGGGCUACUCCUAUGAAGGUGUCCUACGGGCCAUGCAAAGACAAGGACAGAACGUGGAGCAGGUACUGGACUAUCUGUUUGUCCAUGAUCGUCUGUGUGAGCGGGGCUUUGAUGCAAGUGCAGUGGAGGAAUGUUUAGAGAUGUACCAGUGCUCAGAAGAAAAGGCCUUGCAGUUUCUUGAGCUAAUGUCAAGAUUUGGUGAAAUGGGAUUUGAGCGUGAUGCCAUCAAAGAGGUGCUGCUAGUCCACAACAAUGAUCAGGACAAGGCGCUGGAGGACCUAAUGGCUCGUGCCACAGCUAGCUGAGCCAAGCCAGCCAGCUCACCAAAGCUCUACCCAGGGCAUGCCUCUCGCUACCACCCAACAGUCCCUUUCCUUCUGCCUGCCCUAUCACACCAUGCCCGGCCCUUCCCUUGGCUGUGGAAGGAACAGCUGGGAGACUGUUGUAUUUCUCUCUGUGCUAAAACGUAUUGUGUCUCAGCACUUCUUAAAGACUGUGUGCCUAGAGUGAAGGGGGUUAAACUCUAACCAUACUUCAUGGUGGUGUAUUUGGUACAGUUCAGUUAUUCAACAACAGGAGGAAUGACUAAGCUGGAAAAUGAAAGAAUUGGGCUGUGGCAUUUUGAUGCCAUUCUGAUUUGCUUCCACUUGGAAGUCUUUAUCUGACUGCAGGCAAAACUGCAGAACUGAAUAAGGGGGAGCUGGUGAUGGGCUCUUAGUGCACCACCGAAAGACCAGUGUGAACUUUGGAAACUCCCAAACAACUAAGCUGCCAUCUUCCACUGCUCACUGCAGACCUAGUAAAUGGUGGAGGGGAUAGGGGGCCUUGAAGAGGCUCCUUACACUGAAUGAACUGAUGUUAAAAAUUCAACAAAAAAAAAGAGAGGAAAAAAAGGCACAGUCACCUGAUAGAGAACUGAUUCUCAAGAAGUGCCCUCUGUGCUGUGGUGCCCUGCACCGAUUUCUGUUCUGCUUUAUGCUUACAUUCACUCAUGUCUGUUUUUCUCUUCAUUUUGGGCACUUUUUCAUGUCAGUUUAAAGAUUCCAUUUCUUUGCUUUCUGUUUUAGGAAUUGCAUUAUAAAUCAUUAGUCAUUAUAAUUCAGAACACAAGAGUACUACUGCCCCAGUAUGCUCUUUAACCUGCACUGGAAUAGCCUGUUAAAGGAGUGGGAAGAGAUGGGGAAAGUUCCUGUGUAGGAAAUUUAGAAAUAUCCCAUGACCCACUGACACUGAUGUGUCACAUACUUCACAGGCACACGUUUCAUAGUUAUCAGCUUAUUUAAAAUAGUACACUGACACUUUGAUUUAAAAAUAAAGAGUUUGAUAUGUUAAUGUCAGAUAUGUUAACUUACAAACGUGACACUUUUAACGGUCAUGAACUUUUGUUUGCAGACUGGAAAAGAGUGAAUGGUUUAAAAAUACAAGAAACAAAUUGUAAAUGGAGGGUUGUUUUUGCAGCCACAUCCCAGUGCAAUAGAGAUUUCAUAUUGUGUGACUGUUGACUGGCACUUUGAGCCUCAAUUAUUUGUUGGGAGAUAAGUAAUGGCCUUUAAGCCUUGCUGGAAAAUUGGAUGAAACUAGAAAAGGUUUGAUUUCAGUGAUUUCUAUCAUUCAUUCUCUGUUAUUGGAUUUCAUUUGACCAAAUCUAAUCAAACAUGACUUUGGUUUAUUGA